AUGGCAAGACGUAGGAAACAAAUAUGGUGGCGGGACAAGAGUAGUUCAUCGCCUUCUGAAUUAUCUGUACUAAUGGACCUCGGCUCCAUCAAAGACAAUCUGCAGAUUGGCGAUGGUGAUGCCUUGGAACCACAAAUACAAAAUCCACAGACCAAGCCAAGGUCUUCAUUAUCUUUGAAUGCUUAUGGUGAGAACCAAAACAGAAGUAGAAGCAUUAUUACGAAAAACGUAAAGAAGUCAACUCAAGGAAACAAGGAUUUCAAUCGUAAUUUUAUCUCGGAAGAAAAAGCCAUUAUUAAGGAAGAUGAUCCUGUCACCUUACGGCAGAAAAGAAGUAUCAACAAGAAAGAAAAUUUAGACCUUCAAAACCAAAUGCCUUACGAAAGUGAGACAAUAUGGUGGAAAGAAGGUAAUGGAACCGAACCAGCAGAAAUGACGGUGUUGCUACCGAUUGGUUCCUUGRAAGACAAAACGAACAAGGAAAACAAAAACAAAGUGCAACACAAACUAAAGCAGAAURCAAACAAAAUAGAAAGGAUUUGGUGGCGUGAAGAUGGAGAUAAAAAUGUAAGAGAAAUGACAACRAUGACAUCCCUAGGAUUCAUAGACAACCAUCACGUAGAUGAACCGUCCGCAACUUUCACUGUCCAGCACCUAGACUCUCGUGACAAAAACAACACCAGUGAUACUUUGCCACGAACAACCAUCGUGGGACGAAAAACUACACAGGAUACAAUUGGCUUAGAURCUCGAAAUAUGAAACCAGUUCUCAAAGAAACAAAAAGAAUUAAUAAAGGUGGAGCAAAUAUUACUGGCUUUGGUGUCACAAGAAUUUUGACAACAAAACCAAAUGUCACUGAAGUGAAUGUAACCCAGGCAAAGUUCACUCGUGUCAAUGGAACCCAGACAAAGGUCACUGGUGUUAAUGGAACCCAGACAAAGGUCACUCGUGUCAAUGGAACCCAGGCAAAGGUCACUCGUGUCAAUGGAACCCACGGAAAUAUCACAGGAGUCAACGAAACCCAGGCAGAGAUCACAAUUGUUAAUGUAACCCAGGCAAAUGUUACGGAAGUGAAUGUAACCCAGUCAAAUGUCACAGGAGUCAAUGUAACCAAGGCAAAGUUCACUCGUGUCAAUGGAACCCAGACAAAGGUCACUGGUGUCAAUGGAACCCAGACAAAGGUCACUCGUGUCAAUGGAACCCAG
Messenger RNA from Actinia tenebrosa (Australian red waratah sea anemone), 1206 nucleotides. RefSeq lists its product as uncharacterized. The record is from RefSeq and is a predicted model, not a curated record. NCBI's taxonomy places the organism in Eukaryota, Metazoa, Cnidaria, Anthozoa, Actiniaria, Actiniidae.